Molecule: messenger RNA, 3782 nt
Organism: Puccinia graminis f. sp. tritici CRL 75-36-700-3
Lineage: Eukaryota; Fungi; Basidiomycota; Pucciniomycetes; Pucciniales; Pucciniaceae
Exons: 19
Coding region: 386-3259 (957 amino acids)
Biological process (GO): glutathione catabolic process; proteolysis
Molecular function (GO): peptidase activity; protein binding
Source: RefSeq, a predicted model, not a curated record
GGGGCAGUCCAACAUAAAUAACUGCCCACACAGGAGAUUUGAUUGGAGUGUGUCCAGGGGUAUGUGGGACGGGCGCGCAGCCAAGUAUUAUGUAAGCCAGUUUUGAUAUUUUGGAGGGUGGAGACCGGCAACUGUGACUGUGAGGCUGGAGUUUAACCAUACAAACAUUGCAACACUUUUACCUCGAUCGAGUAUCCGUCGUACUACUACAUCAACAGGCUCAAGCCAACAGUGGAUGAUAACCAUCACGGUCCUUUCGAAGACAUUCCGACCCGAAAAAAGCUUACUAUCGAUUCGGACCAGCUAAUCACAACUAGCAGCUACAGCAAUACCUACCUCGUUACCCCCUCGUUACCCCAUCGCCCAUCUUUGGAAUCCGCUUGGAAUGGAAUCGUUAGCCUUACUGACCACCCUGUCGAGCCAAGAUAAAGAAUCCAUCUUGAGUCUUGCCACAGAUUACCAGGCUGGGAACGUCUUUGGGGGGAGCCAAUCUGGUGAUAUUCAUGUUUGGUCCCUGCGCACUUUUUUCCCUGUUACCCGUUUGGUCGGCCAUCAGUCUUCAGUUCUCUGCUUGACGAUCUCUAUCGAACGGUCGCUGCUUUUUUCUUCGUCGGGAGAUAAUACCGUCAGAGUAUGGGACACAAAUCAAUUCGGAAAUGCCCUCUUUGUCGUCAAGCCGCCUAUCGACAGCUGUGGUGAUGUCCUCAGCCUGGUUUGGUGUAAUCAGCUGAGCAUAUUGUAUUUGGGAUGUCAAGAUACUUCAAUCCAAUGGAUUUGCUUACCCCAAUCGAUGACUACUCGUGCCACUGAUUCCGUCAAGGGAGACUCUCUCUGUGGUUCUACGGUCUUGAUGCGAUCAACCUCAUCUGCCCCCCCAAUGGAACAUUGCGUUAGCGCACCAGUCAGAAGCCAUAGUAUCCCAGCCGGCCCAUUGUCUCAGGAUGGUCUUCACUUCGUCCACAGUCCAGCCGGUCUUUCACCCAACCCACAGUCUGGUCGAUCGGUCCAUCACAAAUUCUUCGAUUCCAUGUCCCAAUCUGAACUGCUCAAGGCUGCUCGACGUCGGGAAAGCAAUAGCCUUCAAUCGCCACUCUUGCAUAUACUCUCACCCGAACUUUUCGCAGAAUCUCAGAACAAGCUACGCGAUUCAUUGGAAGACGUCUGCAGUGUCGACGGUCAUCAAAAGGAAGACGGAAGCGAAGUGCUGUUCAUAGAUAAUAAGGAUUCUGUUACUUAUGCCCACUUUGGUUAUAUAUAUUGUCUUUUAUUGAUUAGCUUGAACGACCAACUUUUACUGAUUUCUGGCUCGGGUGACUCGACAAUCAAAGUUUGGACGCUUGAUCCUCAAACAGGCGCACUGAAUCCCAACUUCAAACUACUCUCAGCUGUCUCAUCCAGCCAUCUUGCACCCAGCACAGCUUCCCCCCAGUCCUCUGAAGAUCUCGGGGCAGUACUCACCCUAGCCACUUAUGGCUCGACGCUUUACUCAGGCUAUCAGGAUGGAGUGAUCAAGAUCUGGGACCUCGAUACCUUUACCUGUAUCAGAACCCUUUUCCAUCGGGGAUCUGCUGAUCAGCUUCAUCCAAGCUCAAAGGACUCAGAUGAUGUCUUGACCAUGACGGUACUUGACAAUGGAGAACUAUUUUCCGGUUGCUCCAGUGGAGUAAUAAUUAGAUGGGACUCGUCCUUUCAAAGGGUUCUUAAAUGGCAAUCACAUCAAGGAAGUGCACUAGCUUCAUGCUUCGUCCUGCACCAAGGUAAGAGGCUUUUGCUGACAGGUGGUAGUGACAACUGCAUAAAGAUUUGGGAUGUAUACCACACCGAGGCUAGCGUGCCUAGGCUAGUGACGGAUGAUCCGGAAAUCAAGGACCAAGCGGGCACAGCAAUGGCUUUUCAAGAUCGGAUGUUCAGACACCUCAGUCAGUUCGUUUCAUAUAGAUCGAUUAGCAACGAAGAACAUCGCGAAGAAUGUAGACAAGCUGCUCUUUACCUCAAAACGACACUGGUCAAAUUGGGUGCCGACGCGCGACUGUUACCUGGUGAUCCUGGCCGGAACCCUCUAGUUUUAGCAACAUUCAAGGGGAAAUCUUCCACCGAAUCACCCACUACCAAAACACGCAGACGGCGAGUUUUGUAUUAUGGACAUUAUGAUGUCGUUCAAGCUGGUGAUGAAAAGGAUUGGACGGCGCCUGCAUUUGUGAUGACCGGUCACAAUGGGUGGCUCUACGGCCGAGGUGUCACGGAUAAUAAAGGUCCCACCUUGGCUGUUGCUUACGCAGUUACCGCUUUACUAGAUCAGAGAUCUUUGGACGUCGACGUAGUCAUGUUAGUCGAAGGAGAAGAAGAAGCCGGAAGUGCCGGCUUUCAAAAAGCCGUCAAGGAAAAUAAAGAACUUAUUGGUCAUAUUGACGUCGUGUUGGUCAGUAACUCUUAUUGGCUGGACGAUGAAACUCCUUGUAUGACAUUUGGAUUGAGAGGGGUGAUCCAUGCUACAGUCAAGGUGACUAGCUCACAGCCAGACUUGCACUCGGGUAUGCAUGGAGGUGCUGUACAUGAGCCGGUCUUAGAUCUGGUGAGAAUCUUGGGGGAUUUGGUUGGUAAAGAUGGUAAGAUCCGUUUGGAUGGCUUUUACAAGGGCGUCAGGCCCAUUGACACUGAGGAGCAGAAACUUUAUGAUCGGAUUGUUGAACAUAUCUCCAACUUCGCAAACGUCGAGCUACUCAAGCAUUCCCCAAUCACAAACAUUCGUGAAAACUUGAUUGCCAAGUGGAGGCAACCAUCAUUGAGUAUACACAAGAUUGAUGUUACAGGGCCAGCUCAUGCCACGGUCAUACCCGCGUCAGCUCAAUCAGCUGUCUCGAUUCGGAUUGUACCGGAUCAAUCGUUGGAAGAGAUCAGCAGCUCAUUGGUAUCAUUCUUGAAAGAAGCGUUUGAACAUCUAAAUUCAAGCAAUACCCUAGAGGUCAAAAUCAAUCAAACCGCCGAUUGGUGGUUGGGACAUCCUCAAGAUUUGCAUUCGAUGGCUCUGGCUGAAUGUGUGGAAGAGGAAUGGGGAACCAAGCCGCUAUGGAUCAGAGAAGGCGGAUCGAUUCCUAGUAUCCCAUUCUUAGAACAAGAAUUCAAUGCUAAGGCUAUUCAUCUUCCCAUGGGAUCAGCUUCCGAUUCGGCUCAUUUACCCAACGAAAGGAUCAAGAUGGUCAAUCUAGAAAAAGGAAAUCAUGUAGUAGCCAAUUUCUUGAAAAAAGUGGCCCUAAUCUAACUCGAAAACCCCCAAAUGUAAAUGAUCACCCACAUUCUCCCCCCCCCCUUUUUUUCCCCCUCUUAUCUUAAUUUUUUUCUUUUUGAUUCUCGCUCAUAUAUAUAUAUAUAUAAAUAUAUAGAUAGAUUUCGAGUGUCAUGGAUGGAAUUUCCUCUUUUUUGCAUACAUACAUACAUACAUACAUCAUUUCACCUUAGUCAACCCUCCAAUGUAUUUUUAAUUUCGAUCGAGAAUUUCUUUUCUUUUUUGGUUUUCUCCCCGGUAUACAUACAUAUAUUCAUAUGUUCAUCCUUCCUCCACACAUACACACCUUAAUUUUUGAUGUUCUCUUGCAAUCAUUUCUAUAGAUAUACAUAUGAAUUUCCAUUGCUACUAUCUAUGUAAGUCACCUGAACUCGAAUCUGCAUGAAGUUUAAUGAUCAGUACCUCUUUUCACAAGUCUCACCCAAGGACAUAAUUGGAGAUUUUUUUGGAAGCCUUAAUCCGGCUCGGAACUUCAUCACGCAAAGAUACAUCAGGGGCU